AUGGCUAAGGCUACUAAAAACAUAUGCAUAGUAGGUGGCGGUAUCGAUUCCAUGUGCUUAAGUUUUUACUUAUCGAAAAACAAGCAUAGGAUCAUCAACUUAUUAAAGAUUAAGAAAAAAUGUAAUCUCAUUAACACGUCUUAUUCUUAUGGCAACAUCUGUGAAAAUGGAAGUUAUUACUCAUUUGCUUGGAGCGACACGUCUCCUCUUUUCCAGGAGCUGCUUCGAUCCAUAGAUGCACAGGACGAAGUUAUUCAAAGCAACAAGUACACAAACAAUAUUUCCUACAUGGACGAAUGUGGAAGCAUGUAUCGAAUUAACAAAUUUUUGGUUAGAAUUAUAUUCAACCUUUUGAAAGAUCAUUUUUGGGGUUCAUCUGUCCCCAUCUCAAAGGAUGAACGAUUGGACUCAUUUUUAUCAAAACGUUUGGAUUCUAAAAUAUGCGAAGAUGUAAUUCACCCGUACUGCUACCAUUACUUUGGAUACCCUCCUAAGGAUGUGUUGAUGAGUUCCCACUUUCCAAACUUCAUGGAAAAAAUGAAAAAAGGAAAUUCUCUCAUCAGCGCACUCCGAUCAGUAAACCAAAAAAAUAACCCUGUUUUUACUAAAAAUAAAAAGAUUGUGAAAUUUCGAAAAGGAAACGUGACAUUAUUAAAAAAACUUGAGGAUCACUUAGAAUUAUGCAACAAUAUCAGUGUGAUAUCUAAGACAGGGAAUUUACGGAUUAGAUGCAUGCGCCGUGGAGUGAAGGUGACUCUUGGAAGGAAGAUCAUCAAAUGUAACGAAAUCAUAUUCUGUUUGAACCCAAUGGAACUAAGAAAAUUUUUGAAGAAUGUCAAAUUCGAAGGCAACAAAAAAGACAUGUUCGUUAGAAAAUAUUUGUGCAAUUUCCAUUCUCACACACUUAGAAUUUCCAAUGUUUGUUUUUCAAAAAAUGUGUUACCUUUUUCUCAUUCGCUCGAAUCCCUCCUCUUAUUCAAACGGAACAAACAGAAUAAUCUAAUCUCCUUGUUGUAUGAUCGUAACAUAUUCACCCGGUGUGAUUUGUUGAAUGCAUUUGGAGAAAAGGGUUCAGAGAAAUCCACGCCUGAAGAGGAUUUCUACGAGACCAGCCUUCGAUUUAUGAGUAAGGAAAGGGACGAACAGAAAUCCGUCGAAGAAAUAAAAUGGUUCCUUCGUAGUGUUCUAGGUGUGCAAGAAAAUCCUGAUUUGCUCAUCAGCAAUGUCCACAACAUCUUUCCCAUUAAUAAAUAUCACGAAAAAAAAUACAAGAAAAUAAUUAACAGAAAAUGCACAAGGGUAAAGAUCUUUUGGACAUUCUACUUUUUCAGGAACUUGGAAUUCUGCCUCAGAGAGGCCAAGGAAUUUAGCGAAGCGGUGUAG
Molecule: messenger RNA, 1383 nt
Organism: Plasmodium gonderi
Lineage: Eukaryota; Apicomplexa; Aconoidasida; Haemosporida; Plasmodiidae
Exons: 10
Coding region: 1-1383 (460 amino acids)
Source: RefSeq, a predicted model, not a curated record